Drosophila sulfurigaster albostrigata is the source of this 1613-nucleotide messenger RNA. RefSeq names its product periodic tryptophan protein 1 homolog (gene nclb). The record is from RefSeq and is a predicted model, not a curated record. Bases 99 to 1481 code for a protein of 460 amino acids. Gene Ontology annotation, biological process: rRNA processing. Lineage: Eukaryota; Metazoa; Arthropoda; Insecta; Diptera; Drosophilidae. Gene Ontology annotation, molecular function: protein binding. The transcript has a single exon. Gene Ontology annotation, cellular component: nucleus.
UUAGUGCUAUUUUUGAAUGGUAGAAUUGCAGCACGUGUUUGCUGCCCUCACAGUUUUGUUAGUUUUGUGAAAGUUCUAUUUCAUCCAAUAAUUAAACAAUGGCCGAUGUCGAGGAGGGCGUGCCGGCAGAGCCCAGCAUAGACUUUGUGCCAGCACUGUGCUUUGUGCCGCGCGGUGUAACUAAAGAGCGUCCCGACAAAAUUGUGUUGACACAUGAGGAACUUGCUCGUAUUAUUGGUGAGACACAAAAUGCCCUCGAGGCGGAAGAUGACGAAGACGACGAUGAUGAGGGUGGCGAUAAUAUGGAUGUGGAUAACGAGGAUCCACCUGCUAAUGCUGGCAAUGAAAAUCACAAUCCACAGGACGAAUUCGAUUUUCACAAUUACGAGAACGAAGAGAACUCUACGGUAACAAAUUUAGCCAACGUGGUGGAUGCCGAUCAGCAGGUGCCCGACGAAGACGAAGAUUCCGAAGCUGAGGACGAAGUGAUCAAGCCCACAGAUAACCUAGUGCUGGUCGGACACGUGCAGGACGAUGCUGCCAGCAUGGAGGUCUGGGUAUUCAAUCAGGAGGAGGAAGCACUCUACACACACCACGACUUUCUGCUACCCAGUUUCCCACUCUGCAUCGAGUGGAUGAAUCACGAUGCGGGCAGCGACAAGCCGGGAAACAUGUGUGCUAUUGGCUGCAUGGAUCCCAUCAUCACCAUUUGGGAUCUAGACAUACAGGACUCCAUUGAACCGACAUUCAAACUGGGCUCCAAGGGCAAUCGCAAGAAGCAGAAAGAACAGUAUGGGCACAAAGACGCUGUGCUCGAUCUCUCAUGGAACGCACAAUUCGAGCAUAUAUUGGCCAGUGGCUCCGUUGAUCAGACACUCAUCCUCUGGGACAUGGACGAGGGCCAACCACACACAAUAAUUACCGCCUUCGAAGAGAAGGUGCAGUCCAUAGAAUUCCAUCCAGAGGAUGCACAGAGCAUUCUUACCGGCUGUGCCGAUGGUAUUGUGCGUCUGUUCGAUUGUCGUGAUGCCGAGGCCGUCAAUGUCUCGUUCAUAAAUUGGGAGACAAGCGGCGAGGUAGAGAAGAUCCUGUGGCAUCCCACAGAGACCAAUUACUUCAUCAUUGGCUCCAAUGAUGGCAGUCUGCACUACGCCGACCGACGCAAAGCCAAUGAACUGCUGUGGUCCGUCAAGGCGCACAACGAGGAAAUCUCUGGAGUUUGCUUCAACAAACUGAUGCCCAAUCUACUGACAUCCACAUCAACCGAGGGUGCAUUGAAGAUUUGGAACUUCAACAGCACUGAAGCGAAACAUGUCUACGAGCAUGAUUUCAACAUGGGACGAUUGCAGUGCAUGCGACAGAGUCCCGAUGAUCCUUAUACGCUGGCCUUUGGUGGUGAGAAGCCUCCACGCUGCUCUGUGUUCAACAUCAAGAACUUUGAGGCAGUGCGACGCACUUUUGGCAUUGCCGAUGCUGAGUGAAGACAGCUGCGUAAUCUUUAUGUAAACAAUUCCUUGACUUAUUCAGCAAAGAUACUUUUAUGUUAUGUACAUAGAUAAAGUAUGUAUAUUAAAUAAGAUGUCCUCCUUGAGGAUAAAACACAAAAAAUGAAA